CGAUCAUGGCCGUCGUAACAUCCGAAUCGGACAUUGAGUUUGAAGACACGCAAUUUCUUGAGGAUCUAACGACGACAAAUGGAAAACUGUCGUCAACUAGGAAAUACAAUCUGCCAAACAGUCGACGGCUCAGAGUCCGUUGCCUUCCUCUUGUCAUCACGUUUCUCUGUGUUUUGUCCAUCAGUCUGCUUGCUGCUCUAAUAGUUGUAGCCACUCGUUCGCACACCAGACAAACGACUGCAGAAAAGAUAACAGAGGAACCUACAACACCUACAUCAGAACGACCUAGCAGCACAUUACCUGCUACCAAAGAGCAUUUUGUUUGGAAUGAAAUACGCCUUCCAGGUGAUAUUGUUCCUACAGACUAUGUGGUAAAUGUGCAUCCAGACUUAGCUAGCGAAACGGUAGAGGGAAACGUUGUGAUUGAAGUGAAGGUGAAUCAAACAACAAAUGUGGUCAUAGUCCAUGCAAGAGACAUGAACAUCACUUAUUCAACCGUGCAAGACAGCAAUGGAACAGACAUUACUUAUGAAACGCCAUUCUUUGUCAAAUCAACUCAGUUCUAUGUAAUGAAAUUAGAUGGAGUUCUCAAUGGUGGGACAACAGCUCGGCUGGUAUUUCACUGGCAGAGCAGACUGAGCGUGGGUUUGGCCGGAUUCUACAGAAGCAAGUACAGAAGCAAAGAUGGGAAGACACAUGUUAUUGCUACGACUCAGUUUGAAGCAACUGAUGCUCGUGCUGCGUUUCCCUGCUUUGACGAACCGGCUAUGAAGGCUCAUUUUAACAUCAGCAUCGUGUACGACCCUCGGCAGCAUAAGGUGCAAUCGAACAUGCCUACCUGGUGGAAUGAGACGCUCAGUGGCGGGCUGGUACGUGCUCAUUUCAUGAAGUCGCCAAAGAUGAGCACUUAUCUCGUGGCGUUCAUUGUGAGUGACUUUGACUUUGUUGAGACGACCACUCGCUCCAAUAUUACAGUAAGAGUGUGGGCUCGUCCUGAUUUGAUUAACCAAACGUCGUGGGCACUCUAUUGUGGUUCAUUGAUUAUUGACUAUUAUGAAGAGUUCUUUGGUAUACAGUACCCUCUUCCCAAGCAAGAUCUAGUUGCAAUUCCUGACUUUGCCGCUGGUGCAAUGGAGAAUUGGGGUCUGAUCACAUAUCGAGAAACAGAUUUGCUAUUUGAUCCUCAAACGUCGUCAUCAGCAAAUAGACAACGGGUUGCUGUUGUCAUUGCUCAUGAGCUUGCACAUCAGUGGUUUGGCAAUUUAGUGACAAUGAAAUGGUGGAAUAACCUUUGGUUAAAUGAGGGCUUUGCAAGCUAUGUUGAAUACGUUGGAACCGAGAGAGUUGCCAGCUGUCUGGAACACGGUAAUUCAGAGAGUGGUUGCACUGAAUACACUGGGACGGAUGUAGUUCCUUCAGGUUGGCAUAUGCAUGAUCAGUUCUUUAUUGAUACUGUUGAGUAUGCUUACUCUAUUGACAGCCUGGCUAGUUCACACCCUAUUGAUGUGACUGUUGAAACUCCUGCUGACAUCAGCAGUGUAUUUGAUGCAAUUUCGUAUGAUAAGGGUGCUUCGAUUCUUCAAAUGCUGUAUGAAUUUAUUGGAAAAGAAGACUUUUUGCAAGGACUCAAUUCAUACUUGAACGCUCAUGCGUACAGUAAUGCAGAGACGGGAGAUUUACUUGAUGCUUUGGAUAAUGCAACAACUCUGGACGAUGGUCUAACUGUGGCUGACAUCAUGAGCACAUGGACUGAACAGAUCGGAUUUCCAGUUGUCAAUGUGGAAGCAGCCUCGAAUGGCCACAUAAUCAUGCUGCAUCAAAAGCACUUCCUUCUUAAUCAAACAUCAAUACCUCCCCCAUCAAAAUACAACUACAUUUGGAGUAUUCCGAUCACUUACCGCACAGACACAAUGGAUGGAACAUCGAAGAUACACUGGCUUAACAAGACGACAACAGAGAUACCACUGGGCAAUUCUAAUAUGAAAUGGAUCAAAGUGAAUGUGAACCAGACGGGAUACUAUCGUGUCAACUACACUGUUGACAAGUGGAAUAAAUUAUCGUCCCAACUUCGGCUGAACCAUCUGGUUUUCAGUCCCCGUGAUAGAGCGGGUUUGAUUGCAGAUGCAUUUGCAUUCUCAAGAGCAAGUCAGCUAGAUCUGACUGUUGCGUUGCAAACCAUUCAAUAUCUUGGCAAUGAACAGCAUUAUGUGCCUUGGACGGCAGCUUUAAGCGAUUUGGUGUACAUUGGAAAUAUGCUUGCCACUAGUCCUGUAUUUGGGAAAUUCAAGGCAUUUAUGUGCCAGUUGCUGCAGCCUGUUGCUGAUUAUCUUGGAUGGGAAGUGGGUAUUAAUGACACUCACAUCGAGAGACGGUUGCGAGGAGAGAUCCUCUACUUAGGCUGGCAGUAUGACUGUCUGUAUCAAAACAUAUCGAUGAUGCAGAAAGCAAGGUCAAUCUUCAGUGACUUCAUGAACAAGAACACUAGAAUUCCUCCUGACCUGCACAGGGCAGUGUAUGGGGCUGGAGUGGCUCAUGGCGGAGAAAAUGAAUGGGAGUUUAUUUGGAAGCUCUUUCAAACGACUGAUGUUCCUAAUGAGAAGAGAGCUUGUCUGAGAGCUUUAGCGGAGACCAAACAGCCAUGGAUAUUAAGCAGAUUUCUUGAGUAUUCUAUCGAUGAAACGAAAAUCAGAACUCAAGACAGCGUGUCAGUUAUAGCAUACGUGUCCUUUAACCCUCUAGGUCGUCACUUAGCAUGGGACUUUGUUCGACGUCAGUGGGAUAGUCUGUUUGCUAAGUUCAGCGACGGAUCAUUCUCUUUUGGCCGUAUGAUAAGAUAUGUUGCAAACUAUUUCAAUACUAACUUUGAGAUGGAAGAAUUCAAAGCAUUCUUUUCACAUCGUGAGAGUGGAGCUGGUGCAAGUGAGGUUUCACAUGCACUGGAGAAAAUUAAAAGCAACAUAAGGUGGCUAAGAGACAAUGAAAUGGUAAUGGAUACAUGGCUCACAACUUUCCUUCAAUCUGUACACAACAGACAAAGGUCUUAGAAGCGUUUGUUUAUUCACUGUUGUUGUAGUGCUACUGAGCUUUGGAUAAUGAGCUGUUGGGUCAAUGGCCGUUUUUUAAACAAAAUCGUGGCUUGUCUUAAUUGUCAAAAUAUCUAACUCAGUACUGCACCCACUCCAU
Messenger RNA from Corticium candelabrum, 3183 nucleotides. RefSeq names its product aminopeptidase N-like. The transcript is spliced from 19 exons. Gene Ontology annotation, molecular function: metalloaminopeptidase activity; zinc ion binding; peptide binding. Gene Ontology annotation, cellular component: cytoplasm. Gene Ontology annotation, biological process: peptide catabolic process; proteolysis. The record is from RefSeq and is a predicted model, not a curated record. Lineage: Eukaryota; Metazoa; Porifera; Homoscleromorpha; Homosclerophorida; Plakinidae. Bases 6 to 3044 code for a protein of 1012 amino acids.